AUGUCUGGUUUUCUGAAUGAAGCUGUGACCCCUUGUCCGUGGAAGUCGGGGUCUGCAAGAUUCAGCGAGCACAAUAGUGGAAGUGACACUUUUGAUAGCCUGUUGGACGAGACACCUUUUGAGAACACAGGAGAGAUCGAGUUCACAACCGAAGUACGCGCACCGGUUUUGACGGGUACGCGUCCCCGACGCGCGAAUAAGACAAAACCAACAUUCCAUAUCCGCGAAGAAAGUGAAGAUGCGUCUGUGGGUCGCGAAAAGCGACGACGAACUGCUGAAGUCACCAAGUCAUCAGUAGGCCGCAAGUCGUCGCUGCUUGCUCAGCCAGCUCAACGAUUCCGCCCAAACGUCAGCUUUACUCAGGAGACGAAAGAGGAGAUGCUGGCACAGCCCAAGGCUUCAGGUGUUGGGGCCAGAAAUAAGAACAAAUCCUCGACAAUACUUGGUGACAAGGAUCCAAACAAAAAAUCUGCGGGAGACCCUCUGAAAAAAGGUGUUCGGCGCAACACUGUCUACAUCCCUCCUGAUGACACUACGGUCCCCAGGGUGUUCAUGGGUCUCUUCAGUCCAGUCAAACAACAAUCUGGGGCUUUCAAGUCACACACAUCGGAAAACACUGAAAUUAAUAGCUUUGAGUCACAAAUUGCCAAACGCCAGGCACGGAAGUCUUUGGCGGCGUCUGCGCGACGAGCACCACUGCAGCAAAACUUAAAGGUUCCCCAGGUGGAUCCAGCAGCACCUGAUAUCCCUGGAACCGGUGGCGGCAAAGAGAAUCUACCACCUGGGAAGUUUACGCUACCUAAGGAUAAAGACCCCAAAUCCAACGAUAUUCCAUCAAAGCCAAGGGUCACUCGACGCAGAGCGACAAACGCCACUACAAACCUAACCCCCGCAACUAAACAACCUCGAUCCACGACAGUUGCCACCGCAAAUCAAACAACAAUCAGGCACAGAGGGGGACAAAAGGAGCCACUGAGAAGAGUGGCAUUUGGUGAAACACAAGGAAAUGCUGACAAGGCUCCCAAGGAGCAGGUGAAACGCGCAGUGCCUCUCGGUGCCCGAGCAACUCCUUUGCCAGACAGGCUGGGUGACUCUAAGUCAUCUCAGAAUCUCUGGAUUGAUCACAUCAAUUCCACGCUCAGGGAAGCGAAUCAUCGGUUCUCGUUGCUUGCAGAACAUAUUGCGGAGCCAGCUUUAUACGAGGACAAUUGGCUGUCGCACCAGGAGACUGUAAUUGGUCAGCUUGUCAAUGGACUAUUUGAAUAUUCGGAUCCCAAGUUGACCAGCUACGAUGCCAAUGCUCUUCGACUUGACCUGCUCAAUAUCUACCACACCAAACCGUUUGUAGGUCUCUACAAACGCCUCCAAGGCUCCUUGUCUUGUGGUGCUCUGAGGAUCCCCACGGAAACCCUCACUCGAGGUACACGGCUCCAUCAAGACCUUGGUGUCAAAAGAAGAUUCCUGGAUAUCUGGAUCCAAUCUUAUGAUCUCCGUGCAUUGGUUCCAGCCUUGGAGACUGUCGUUGGUCGGCAAAUCUCCGACGAUUCGACUUGGCUUGUGGAUGGCCUCAAAGACGGUCCAGGAAGUGCAUCUUCGAAGAAAAUGGUCAUCAGAACAGUGGAAGAAUUCUUGAAAACAUUUUUGCUUCGCAAUGAAGAUAUUGAACAACCCACAACCAGCUUCAAUGAUCAUACGGUUGAAAGGAAUGCAAAGAUUUACCACCGUGUUGUUCUGCGAAGCAUCAUGCUUGUUGCCCUGUUGGACAAAGGCAAAGAGUGUCUUGGGGCUACUUUUCCUCGCCGGCUUUUUCAGCCCUCUUCUGACUCCAAAUCUUCCGCUGAUGUCUUCCGAGCUUUGCUGCGCCUACUGGUUCCAUCUUGUGGUGAUAUCAAUAGGCUGCUUGUCCACCUGAACUGCCAAUUAUCUCACAAGCAGCAUCAGUUGCAAGAGUACAAUUACAAGAUCAACACCAUGGCCGUCGAUUUCCGAGAUGGCGUACGGCUGGCUCGUAUUGUCGAGCUUCUUCUCCUCUUGCCACAGCAUCUGCAAUCUGACCCAGAUGCACCUACUCAGGUCUCUCUGCCUACUGGCGAAAUCUUUUCACUGACCGAGGGCCACCCCGACUUACCUCUGUCCCAGCAUUUGAAAUUCCCUUGUGUGAGCCAUGCAGUCAAGAUCUUCAAUGUCCGCCUUGUCCUUGGAGCUCUGGCCUCCCAAAAUGGUGCGGCCUCGGUUCUUGAUAACAUUCAAGCCGAGGACAUUGUACUUGGCUACCGCGAAAAGACCAUCGCCCUGUUGUGGGCUUUACUCAGCAAAUGGGGGCUUGCAGGCCUUGUUGACUGGGAUGAUGUCCGCAAGGAAAUUACCCGCCUCAAGCGCAAGACUGUUGCCCAGCUUGGCUAUGAAGCAGUCAAAGAUGAAGCUUGGUUCUUGGAUAAGGAAUCACUUGGAGACGAACAUUCAGGCCUUCUACAGCAAUGGGCAGGCAUUCUAGCAGCCUUGCAAGGACUUCGUGUAAACAACCUGACCACAAGUUUCGCGAAUGGAAAGGUCUACGGGAGCAUCAUGGACGAAUAUGAACCAUACAUUGCUGGGGGUAUCAGCGAAAGUGAUACACCAAAUCUCCGUUUCAGCUCCAUGUCAUUGGAGUCGCGUCUCAAGCAAUUGGGAUGCAGCUCGCAAUUUGCAUGCCUUGUUGCCCCAGGUACAACAUCACACAUCCUGAACUGCGAUACGACCCUUGCUGCGCUGGCGUUCCUCUGCUCCCGCAUGCUUUCCGCAUCCAAACGUGCCCGAGCUGCCACAGCUAUCCAAGGCGUUUGGCGCUCCCACAUGGCAAGGAAAAUGCAGCACCGGCGUGAGGUCGCUCGGGAUCUCGCAGAGAACUGUGCCGCCGUUGUUCAAGGCCGGACGGAGAUCCUGGGGGCAGCAGAGGUCAUCACCCGGUGGUGGCGGGAGAUCAAAUCCCGCAAGCAGCGAGAGCAGACCCUGCAACGCAAGGCUUUGCACAAGUCUUCUGGUCGCCAGAGCCUCGGGGUUCGGGGCCUUCGUCGGCUCUAA
Penicillium canescens is the source of this 3060-nucleotide messenger RNA. It is a transcript of the gene sha1, whose product is annotated as putative calmodulin-binding protein Sha1. Gene Ontology annotation, biological process: mitotic cell cycle; establishment of meiotic spindle localization; spindle organization. The record is from RefSeq and is a predicted model, not a curated record. Gene Ontology annotation, molecular function: protein binding. The transcript is spliced from 2 exons. Gene Ontology annotation, cellular component: spindle pole. Lineage: Eukaryota; Fungi; Ascomycota; Eurotiomycetes; Eurotiales; Aspergillaceae. The coding region runs from base 1 to 3060 and encodes 1019 amino acids.